Molecule: messenger RNA, 2077 nt
Organism: Parathielavia appendiculata
Lineage: Eukaryota; Fungi; Ascomycota; Sordariomycetes; Sordariales; Chaetomiaceae
Exons: 2
Coding region: 94-1884 (596 amino acids)
Source: RefSeq, a predicted model, not a curated record
CGGGAAUACAACAGAGAAAUUUAUACGGUAAAAUUGCCUUUCCGGUGACAGAAUGUGUCUCGGCAUCUGGCAUACCCAGAACGAACAAUCAAUAUGUCCCUAGGCGUUGUGCGAGUUCCUCUCGACUCUUUGGAGUUCCCUCAUCGGAGGCAGAUCAGCUUUAAAGUACGGGAAAGACUUGGGAGAGUUUUUAAAAAUUUGUCCAAAGCAGGCGCUACUGAGGUUCGUCUACCAUGCACCGUGGAAGAAGGAAAGUUUGGACAGAUCCUAGCGCAUUUGGGGCUCUCUGCCGAUCAGCUCCGUGGAACUGGGAGGAAAGGGCAAAAGGACUUGCCUCUUCUUACCGGCAUCCGAUUGUCAUGCCUCUACGGCGAGUAUCUUGUUGCGGCGACCAAGGGCAACAAAGAGACUUCGCUGGUCAUUCAUCUGUUCUCCGCGGAUCUGCUCGAUCCGUUGCUCGAACUCAUUUCCGCAUUCUCCCAUGAGCCACAACAAUCGGAUGGAGAACUGUACCAGAAGAUCGUGGAGAGCUACCGCCGCGAUGAGGUCACAUACGCACUCUGUAUGGGCUCCCUCACGGGGCCUAAAGAGCGUAACAUGAGGAUGCUUCUGAGGCCCAAGAACCUGCCUAUGGUCAAAGCCUUAAACAGUUUAUUCGAAAUCCCAGCCAUGAUGGAGCAAUUGCUCCUCGGGAACAUCCAUAAAUGGCUUGCUUUGCACAUGGAUGAGCAGAUUAUAAACUACCUCAACCACAUUUCCGUGGUGUGGAAGGAGAAGAUAUGCGAGGGAAAGAUGAUUCUCAUGCAGUCUCUCGACAUUGACAGCAUUCGUAUGGUUCAGUUCCGAAUGCCUACGGUCUGUUCGGGAGACGCGGAUACGAUCGAGCGCCUGUUUGACAACGGCACGCUAUUUCCUAGCGUGACCGAUCCCAGCGGCAGAGAUAUGCUGCGACGAAAUGUUCUUUCCCUCGACAUGGUUAUACCGAGUUUCGAAAUACUUCAGGAGAACAUGCAUUACGUUGGUUUUGCAGCCAGGAUCCUGAUUCGACACGUCGUCGACGAGCUGCCAUUAUGCAAGAGCAGCAAGAGGAGGAGCCCUACCAUCUUUGAAGUCCUUUCCAGCACUUGGACGGCCCCAGUGGUUGCGCAGGUGGAGGCCAACGAUGGCGAGUUGCCGGAGAUUGAGGGGCCAGCAUCGCCUUCUCUCGCAUUCAUGCAGCUUUGUUUAGCUUGCUUGCGGCUCUUCCCGUGGCUUCAGGAUGCCCUCCCGCCCCGCGAAGACUGGCCGGAAGACAGCUUUAAGGCCGAGGUCAACACGCAAUGCGUCGCAUAUCUCCUGCACCUGGCCUUCGAAAUCGGUUUUCGAACGUCCAAAACUCAAGCCGCCGGGUCCCAAGCUACUUAUGCUGGCCCCAAGCCCCCUCAUGCUUCCUUGUGGCGGAAGAUACCGGACUGGAGAGGUGGCAGGCCUUUCACUCGGAGAUUCUGGUAUCUACGAGCAAACGGGUUCCUCCCCAGACUAGCUACGACGAGGCGUCGUCAGCCCAAUCCCGAAUUCGUCUUGCGCGAUAUGAUGACGGCGUUCUUCGGAGAGCAUGCCUCUAUUUUCCGACAGGGUCUAGAAGACACGGAAGAUAUGGAAGAUACGCUUAUGGAUGACGUCGUUGGCGACGGUAGUGCUCUGGGGCCGGAGGACGAGCAGGGAGGCGCGCCUACAGUUGCCCGUCGUGCUCCGGGGGACAAGAUCCGACCAAGAUCCCUCUACUUUGGAUCGGCUGCAAAAGCGAGGCACAACAAGGCGACUUCCGUGACUGCAAAGGCACCCCAACAAGACGCUGCGGGCAUCCCAAGACGCGAAGCAGCUCGAUCCGUCAUUGGACGAUAGGUCAUGAUACGUGGCGUAGCCAAAAAAGCCGCAGGCGGUGGCGGAGCAGUCCCUGCCUCAAAUAUCUUUGCCCAAUUUAUGCGAAUUACGCCGGGUCGCGAAGCGGCGCAGAGUGCCGGGGUCGCACCUCUUCAACUGACAGACUCGUCUGCACCUGAAACAUCGCACCAGGCAGCCGUCCAGGAUACACAGA